Molecule: messenger RNA, 1270 nt
Organism: Melanaphis sacchari
Lineage: Eukaryota; Metazoa; Arthropoda; Insecta; Hemiptera; Aphididae
Product: achaete-scute homolog 5-like
Exons: 4
Coding region: 252-992 (246 amino acids)
Biological process (GO): mesoderm formation; regulation of transcription by RNA polymerase II
Cellular component (GO): nucleus
Molecular function (GO): protein dimerization activity; DNA-binding transcription factor activity, RNA polymerase II-specific; RNA polymerase II cis-regulatory region sequence-specific DNA binding
Source: RefSeq, a predicted model, not a curated record
UAUGACGAGUGUUUCCGCGGUCUCUACGUGUUAGGUAUCCAUUAAACUAUUAGUACGGUUUUGGUACCCGGACUAUUCGAAUGCUACCAUUAAAAAGCUAUCAAUCGUCUUCGACCCAUAAUAGCUAUAAUAUAGACACCACUGCCUAUACUAACAUUCUAAUAUUGGUGUAGCCGUCAAGUGGCCUCAGUCGGGCGAAGAAGUCUUUCCGCUUCCCGAUUAAAAGAAAACCAGUACAUAAGACAAACAUCAUGAGCGAAACAUCGCCCAGAGGAAACGAAGGGGAUUCGAGAUCCGUUAUACAAGAAAACGUCACUCGAAUCGUGUACGUGAACAAACCACACGUGGAAACAACGACAGCGGCGGUCUCGGCGAUCACCACGUCCUCCUCGCACUACGACCAAAGCUCGUCGGACUCGACCACUAUUUGCACGCUCAACAACGUGCUGCCGCCAAUGAGUUACGACUACCAACACCAUCAUCCACCGUUGGCCAGCCUCCAGAUCGGCGGGCCCGUGGUUCCGCCGCCAGCACCCGUGUACGGCACGUCCCCCGACGAACAUCAGUACUCGCCCACGGUGGCAGGCGUCGGCAGCGGCACCAACUGUUACAUGCAGACCGAGGUCAAAGCCAGCUCGAGAGUACGCUCAUACGAGUCCGAAAGAGACUAUAAAAAAUCCGCUUGUGACAGAGAACGAACCAGAAUGCGAGACAUGAACAAGGCUUUUGAUCUUCUAAGAAACCGUUUGCCCAAGAGUAAACCUCCCGGAAAGAAACUAUCUAAAAUCGAGUCAUUGAGAAUGGCCAUACGGUACAUAAGACAUUUACAAGCGAUCUUGGAGUAUGGACCAGAGUACGAAACCAAACUGUAUACUAUGCCGUCGUGUACCCAAUACCUACCUCCACCGACGUACUACGGUUACCAGCCACAAUAUGGUCAAUGUUGGAAUGCUGCAACAGACUAUCCUCCAAACGUAAACAACCAAUAUUAGUUAUUAGUUAUUACUUAUUAACAAUCACAUUACCAAGUUAUUCUUACCACCUAACGUAAUAAUUUGAACAUCACCUAUACAAUAAUGUUAUAGAUAGUUACUACUAUACAUUAAUAAAUAUGUACAUGAAUACCAAAAUGUGUCGUACGAUGUAUCAUAACAUUAUAUUCUCUUCAAAUUUAUGUAAGUCAUAGAUUUUCUUCCUAUUUCUUAAUUGUGUUUUUUUACUUUUCAAUAAUUUUAGAUUAUCUAAUAAUAUAACAACUAAAACAUACUAA